GAUAGUGCCCUCUAUGGUUUGACAAUACUUAAUCGUCUAAAGUUCUCCUCCUGUUUUAAUGAAAUAAGUAAGAGUAAAGCUGCUCAGGCAGUCAGUCAACGUACAGAAGUCACAUUCCACUUUAUAUCAGAAUGGGAAAAGAUUACUACCAGAUACUGGGCAUAAACAGAAAUGCAACUAAGGAUGACAUCAAAAAGGGAUACAGGCGGAUGGCGCUCAAAUACCAUCCGGAUAAGAACGACCACCCCCAGGCCGAAGAACAGUUUCAGGAAGUUGCCGCCGCCUUUGAGGUGCUGUCAAACAAGGAGAAACGAGAACUUUACGAUCAAUACGGAGAAGAAGGUCUCACGUCUCAAGAUGAGGCGGCGCAGACAUUUGCCCAGCCCACACCUGAUAUGGUGCCCUUUAUGUGCGCAGUGGGCGGAACCGUCUUAUUUGCCUUUGCAGCAUACAAAACGUUUCAAUUUUUCUCGAAAAAAAAGAACCCAGAUGUAGACAACGACGAAUCUUCAUCUGAUUAAAUUUAUUGUUAAUUUACUAAACGUACUUUUCGGUGUUAUUGUUAUUAAUUUUUUCGAAUAAAUAAAACAGCUGAGUGUCAUCGAUAUUUAUCCAAAA
Molecule: messenger RNA, 618 nt
Organism: Drosophila miranda
Lineage: Eukaryota; Metazoa; Arthropoda; Insecta; Diptera; Drosophilidae
Product: dnaJ homolog subfamily B member 4-like
Exons: 1
Coding region: 132-521 (129 amino acids)
Source: RefSeq, a predicted model, not a curated record